UGUGUGUGUGCCGUGUCGGGCUCCCCCCAGCCCCCCGUUUUCCCGUCGAGUGAUGCACUUGGAAUGAGAAUCAGAGGAUGGAAAUAGUCUGGGAGGUGCUUUUUCUUCUUCAAGCCAAUUUCAUCGUCUGCAUAUCAGCUCAACAGAAUUCACCAAAAAUCCAUGAAGGCUGGUGGGCGUACAAGGAGGUGGUCCAGGGAAGCUUUGUUCCAGUUCCUUCUUUCUGGGGAUUGGUGAACUCGGCCUGGAAUCUUUGCUCCGUGGGGAAACGGCAGUCGCCAGUCAACAUAGAGACCAGCCACAUGAUCUUCGACCCCUUUCUGACACCGCUUCGCAUCAAUACCGGGGGCAGGAAGGUCAGUGGGACCAUGUACAAUACUGGAAGACACGUGUCCCUGCGCCUGGACAAGGAGCACUUGGUCAACAUAUCAGGAGGGCCCAUGACAUACAGCCACCGGCUGGAGGAGAUCCGGCUACACUUUGGGAGUGAAGAUAGCCAAGGGUCAGAGCACCUCCUCAACGGACAAGCCUUCUCUGGGGAGGUGCAGCUCAUCCACUAUAACCAUGAGUUGUAUACAAAUGUCACAGAAGCUGCAAAGAGCCCAAAUGGAUUGGUGGUAGUUUCUAUAUUUAUAAAAGUUUCUGAUUCAUCAAACCCAUUUCUUAAUCGAAUGCUCAACAGAGAUACUAUCACAAGAAUAACAUAUAAAAAUGAUGCAUAUUUACUACAGGGACUUAAUAUAGAAGAACUGUAUCCAGAGACCUCUAGUUUCAUUACUUACGAUGGGUCGAUGACUAUCCCACCCUGCUAUGAGACGGCAAGUUGGAUAAUAAUGAACAAGCCUGUCUAUAUAACAAGGAUGCAGAUGCAUUCCUUACGCCUGCUCAGCCAGAAUCAGCCAUCUCAGAUCUUUCUGAGCAUGAGUGACAACUUCAGGCCCGUCCAGCCCCUCAACAACCGCUGUAUCCGCACCAACAUCAACUUCAGUUUACAGGGGAAGGACUGUCCCAAUAACCGGGCCCAGAAGCUUCAGUAUAGAGUAAAUGAAUGGCUCCUCAAGUAGGGAACUAGCCCAAGAAGAAUUCCAUCUCAGCGAAAUGCUACAACUGUGAACUGACAUAACCUGGAAUGUCCCCUUCUUUCUUCUCGCUCCUUCCCUUUUCUCAAGCCUCAUUCACUCUUUGGAUUGGCCCCAUCUUCAUGAAAAGUGUCUGCAAAACCAUGGCAGAAGACACACACGCACACACACACACACACACAUACAUAUGCACACACCUGCAAACAUAUCUACACACAUACAUGCACAGCCUUCAAGAUGAGAAGUCAAGUUUUCAGAAACAAAAGGUUCAUUCAUAAGAGGUCUUAGAAGAAAAUAACCAGUUAACCUGAUUACAAUUUUGAUACUGUUUUCCUGAACUAAUAAAUCUACCCAAUGAGACUUUUCAGCCUUUGUACAUACAGAAUUCUUCCAAAACAGAGAGGAGGAAAUAUGGCUCUGACAGCAUCAAGCAGACUGUGUGCUUUGCAUCGAGUAAUCUCAGAUAGUGUCCUAGGAUCCUUGGAGGGUGCUGGUGGCAGGUGAGCCAGGACAGAGGUGGCCAAGGACACUUAUUUCUAGAUUCUGAUUCUUCUGUUUACUCAACAAUUUAAAAAGAAAAAAAAGGACAGACAUUGAAGAGAUACACAUUGUAUAUAUAUAUCACCGCAGACUAUAAAGAAAUUGAAUUAUUUCCCCUUUGUCACAUAUCUGUAGUAGGAUUUGCCAAGAUCAGAUCCAUUUGCUGUUUCUUGUUUUCCAAAGAUCAUACAUUGUGUUUGGUUAUUGUUAACAGCUCAAUAAAUGGGUUUAACGACUUAAUUUUAUUUUUCUGGCUUUGGUCUGUUCUCCCUCCUUACAGGCUAAGCCCUGGCCCCAUGCAGCUGCAUUCUUUGGUUUCACUUGUUCCUUCAUCUACGUGUUUUGUUCAUUUGCAGCCCGUUUUUUACUGAGUUUGUGGCAAUCAGGAAUGCAUUUGCUAAGCAAGUAUAACUUUAAUUACCCUCCGUGGCUCCAUCAUUCAUACGAGGGGAGCUCCAGCCUGAGCUAGCAGGCUACCGAUUCCUUGCGUUUUAAAACUGCCAUCCCCCGCCCCCUGUGAUGCUCCCUUGAAGGAAUGCACUUUGCCUUGUAAAUUCCUGGGGAAGGGGUGUCUUUUCUCUCCGGGUGCAGCUGGGUCUCACAAAGUACAAACGAAUGCCUUUCUUUCCUUGUUUAUAAUGGUCACUCACUGUGUUUGGUUACUGUCAAGAAAUCAAUAAAUGUGUUUAACAAGUUA
Myotis daubentonii (Daubenton's bat) is the source of this 2316-nucleotide messenger RNA. RefSeq names its product carbonic anhydrase 10 (inactive) (gene CA10). NCBI's taxonomy places the organism in Eukaryota, Metazoa, Chordata, Mammalia, Chiroptera, Vespertilionidae. The record is from RefSeq and is a predicted model, not a curated record. Gene Ontology annotation, molecular function: carbonate dehydratase activity; zinc ion binding. Gene Ontology annotation, biological process: one-carbon metabolic process.